UCUCUCUCUCUCUCGGUGGCCAAGCGGAGUCCGUCGCAUGCAUAUGUAAGCAGCGGCAGGCAAGAAUCCAAAGCCAAAGGGGGGCUCUCUCUCUCUCUCUCUCUCUCUCCUCUCUCCUCUCCCCUCUCUCCGUCUCAUCAGCUUCGGCGGCGAUGGCGGCGUCGGCGUGGAGGAGGCUGCUGGCGGAGGCGCCGCCGGCGCCGGGGCAUCACCGCAAGCAGGGCGACGCGCCGUCGGACUGGAGCGCGGGGUACCUCAACGGCUGGCUGUCGCAGCAGACGCCGGUCUUCGGGCUCCGCCUCUGGGUGCUCAUCGGCAUAGCCGUCGGCGCCGCCAUCGUCCUCGUGCUCCUCCUCAUCUUCGUCUGCCUCUCGCGCCGCCGCCGCCGACGCGACGAGGUGCUCGCGGCCAACCUCUACCCCGCCGACACCAAGCUGCUCAAGCAGCACCUGCAGCAGGCCACGCCCACCAAGGACAUCCAGGAGAUCGUCCGACGCCAGCAGCAGCAGCCGCAGACGCCGCCUCCGGCGCCGCAGCCCGCGGUGCAGCUGGCGAAAGCAGAGCCGCCGGUGACGCCGCCGCCGCAGCACAGGGCGCAGGUCCCGGUGCCACCCGCGCGGAAGACGCCGGGCAGCGGCAUGUCGGCCACGACGAGCGGCGGGAGCGAGCGGGACGGGGCCACGCCGAGGAGCACCGGGAGCGCCGCGGGGGCGCCGGAGGUCUCGCACCUCGGGUGGGGCCACUGGUUCACGCUCCGUGAGCUGGAGGAGGCCACGGACGGGCUCGCCGAGGAGAAUGUGAUCGGGGAGGGCGGCUACGGGAUCGUGUACAGGGGCACGUUGCACGAUUCCACCAUGAUCGCCGUCAAGAACCUGCUCAACAAUAGGGGCCAGGCUGAGAAGGAAUUCAAGGUGGAGGUCGAAGCAAUCGGUCGUGUUCGGCACAAGAAUCUCGUCAGGUUGCUUGGCUACUGCGUAGAAGGUGCUUACAGGAUGCUUGUGUAUGAGUAUGUGGACAAUGGUAAUCUUGAUCAGUGGCUUCAUGGUGAUGUUGGGGAAGUGAGCCCACUAACGUGGGACAUCAGGAUGAACAUUAUGCUUGCAACUGCUAAAGGGCUGGCCUAUCUUCAUGAGGGGCUGGAACCGAAGGUUGUCCACCGUGACAUCAAAGCUAGCAAUAUUCUUCUUGAUCAGCAGUGGAAUGCUAAAGUGUCGGAUUUUGGGCUCGCGAAGCUAUUGUGCUCAGAGAAAAGCUAUGUUACAACCCGUGUUAUGGGAACCUUUGGUUAUGUGGCACCUGAAUACGCCAGCACUGGGAUGUUAAAUGAGAGGAGUGAUGUCUAUAGUUUUGGUGUACUUAUAAUGGAGAUCAUCACUGGUAGAUCUCCUGUAGAUUAUACAAGACCAGCUGGAGAGGUGAACUUGGUUGAAUGGCUCAAGACCAUGGUUGCCGAGAGGAAAGCGGAGGAAGUAGUGGACCCUAAGAUGGCUGAAAAGCCUUCUCCCAAAACACUAAAGCGGGCACUGCUCGUUGCGCUACGCUGCGUCGACCCUGAUGCCAACAAGAGGCCUAAAAUGGGGCAUGUAAUUCACAUGCUCGAAAUGGAUGACCUCCUAUUCCGAGAUGAUAAGAAGGCCGGAAGGGAGGGUUCAGACAGAUACAGCUCCAAGGAAGAUGGGAGCUUCAGCAAGCGUGAGCACCAUCGGUACAGAUGAUGAACAGCAGCGCGAUACUAGAGCGGAGUAUGAGGUUGUAUGGAUUGCCACUAGAGAGUAGCGACAUUAACCAUGUUCCCAUUACAUUCUUUCCCCUCUUGUUCAAUCUCAUUGCUCUUUGGUUGUAUUAUAUAUAUGCGAGCACCAUUCUGUUAGGACACUUGAUACUUGAAUCACACACACAAGUGUAGCAGCAUGGUGCUGUGACUAACAUGUCCCCAGCCAAUACUUGCAGUUUUAAAGGCAAGGAAUCCAGCAAAUGCAAGUACGGUUUUUGUCUACUC
Setaria italica (foxtail millet) is the source of this 1999-nucleotide messenger RNA. RefSeq names its product probable serine/threonine-protein kinase At1g01540. The transcript has 7 exons. Gene Ontology annotation, biological process: protein phosphorylation. The record is from RefSeq and is a predicted model, not a curated record. NCBI's taxonomy places the organism in Eukaryota, Viridiplantae, Streptophyta, Magnoliopsida, Poales, Poaceae. Gene Ontology annotation, molecular function: ATP binding; protein kinase activity. Bases 153 to 1715 code for a protein of 520 amino acids.